Molecule: messenger RNA, 3394 nt
Organism: Panicum virgatum (switchgrass)
Lineage: Eukaryota; Viridiplantae; Streptophyta; Magnoliopsida; Poales; Poaceae
Exons: 3
Coding region: 217-2391 (724 amino acids)
Source: RefSeq, a predicted model, not a curated record
CUCAGCCCCCCCCCCCCCCCUCGCCUAGGGUUCGAUCGGCCAGCCAGAAUCCUCACGCCCUCUUAUUUGUUUCGUUACCAUCCAUUUCUCGUCUCCAAUUUUCGUUCGCUCGAUUUGCUAUCGCUGCAUCUGAUUCUGCCCCUCUGCGGAACGGAUUGGGCGCAGCAGCAGGGCGUGAGGUUGCCGGCGCCGCGAUCCGAGCUCCAUCCCCCGCGGAUGCAGUACCAGCACGGCGGCAGCCGCAGCCGUAUGCCGCCGUUCGCGCGCGGCGGCGGCGCCUACGGCCGCGGCCCGAAGCAGUUCUACCCGCCGCCGCCGCCCCUCCCGGCCGCUGCGCUGCCUCCGCCUCCGCCGCUGAACAAGUAUGAGGUGCUCUUGGAGGCCGGCCGCCUCGCCGCCGAGUACCUGGUGGCGAAGGGCGUGCUCCCGCCGGGCUCCCUGCAGCAGCGCGGCGGCGCAGUCGGUGCGGGGGGAUGGGGCCAGCUGCCACCGCCUCCUCCGCUGCCGGCGGGGCAGGAAGCCACGACGUACUACAACGCCAGGAGUGGCCGACGGCAGGUCGAUGAUGAGUGUGGUACUCGUAACGCCCGCUCGCGGCGGAACCGUGGUGGUGACUACAGUAGCGGCAACAGCAGCAACUACAAUGGAAGGUGGAAGAGAAAAUUUGGGGCUGAUAAUAGGUAUUCGGAUUCAGGGAGGGACAGGGGCAGGAGCAGGGGAUAUUCAGAUACCCGGAGUUAUGAAGAGGACGAUGAGGAUGGGGCUCCUGGGUUCAAACGGGAGCGGCGAAGCAGUGGUGGGAUUGAUGAAGUUGGGAGCAGCGUGUCAGGGCUGGCUGGGGAGGGGCCAUCAUCGAAUGUGGAGGCGAUGGGGGAGUCGAAGCUGGAGGAUACUGGACCAAAGGCUAGUUCUAACAGCAAUGUUCGGCAGAAAGCUGAUGCUCGGCAUGAGGUGGAGGAUGAGAAUGAGGCAAAUAAAAUGCAGGAGGACAGUGUGGUGUCUAAUUCAGAAGUAGUGGAACAAACAUUGAAUUGUGAGGGUAAUGACAACAAUGAUUCUUCUGGUGUUGUUCAAGAGGCUGAGACAAAACAUUUGCCAGUAUCCUCUGGUGAAAAAGUCUCAGAUGGGAGGCCAGAAGAUAGUGGCAUUCUGAGUGAGAAGGUUCAAGAUGAUAAGACUUUACACGAGAAGGCUGAAGAUGAUACGACGUCAGAUGAGGUCUCCAUUAUGGAGAACAAUUUACCUAAUGAUCCUAGAAAUUUACUAAACUAUUGUAGUUUUGCAAGAGUUCCGACAAGACCACGAUCAGUGCUUCCAAACAGGAACGCACGACCAGCCCAAAGAGAAUUUCCUAUGUCUGGACAGGGCAGUCUUGUUACCACUGAAGAAAUGUCCCUGACGGCAAUGGAUGGAGAAGCUAACACCAACUCUAUGACUAGUAUCCAGGAAGACAGCAAAGAUGAGGUGGUCAGACAAGAACAUGCUGAACAAAGCACUACAUGUAAUCAUGUGGCAGAAUCAGUGACAUUCAAUGAAAAGGGAACACAAGGUGAAACUGAAGAGAUGGAACAACAGAAGAACAUCACUCAACAUUACGGUCUUGAGGAUAAUAAGGAGUCCAAUGAAUUGUCUCCUUCAUUUGCUUCUCACCAGAAUAGCUUCAGUUUGCAAGUUGAGGAAGGAAUACAAAUUUACAAUUUAGAUACCCCACUACAGGAUGAAGUGUUGAUCGAUCCACCCGAUAAAGGAGAAACUGUUGAUUCUGAGUUAGUACCUAAUACGCAAGCAGAAGCUUCUGUCACAAUAGAAGAGGAAAAGCUUGGUCAGUCUAGCUCAUUUAAAAUAUGCGAUCUCAACCUGGUUGGUUGUCCAGAGGUUGCUGACAUGCGAGCUGAUCCUCGUUUAGGCCAAAGCUCCACUGCUGGAUGUUCAGUGGAGCAACAAGAUACUCAGCAAGUUGACUUUGAAACAACUCUCGGUAACAAUUCAAGUAGUACUGACACAUUUUUAUUGGGAAAUAAGGCAGUUCAAGUUAUUGAUAUCCAAGAUGACCCACCAAUUGAAGCUGGUGCUUGUGACACUUCAAAAGCAGAAGGUGAGAUAGUGUAUUCUAGCAUGGAGAACAUGACGAACCCGCCCACGAACACCGAUGCCCUUCAUGGUAUCCAAGAUGGUUAUGGUCUUGCGAUUUCAGAUUACCUUGGUGCUGAUAUGCCAUGCUACCAAUCAAUACAAACAGAUCUUCAAGCUGGGAUGGACCUAAAUGGUUCAGAGGGCAUAACUGUCGUGGAUGAUUCAAUAUAUAGUUCUCUUAGUGACAUAAGUAACUUUUCUGCAUCUUCAAUUAGUCUUUCUACAAUUAUGCGCUUUAUAUUGUCAUUUUGUUGGUAGAUGUGUAUUGCAUAUUUGUAUGCCGCGAUGGCAGGAUGCCUCCAUUUGUGGCUUUGCUGACACUCUUAGUUUUCUUUUUGCUUGGCUGUUUAAAACUUGAAAAGGACACAAGAGAUAGGCCUAAGCUUUAACUUCUUAAUUUUCUAAAUGAGAAAACAAGGGUGAUACGAGUAAGAGACAUAUGUGGUCGUUACAUUUUCCAAUCUCCAGAAAUUCAUGCAAUACAUAUAUAUUGAAAUUGCUCACGUCUAGCAGCAUAUAUAUUUUUUUUAAUCCAAUGCAGAUACAUAGUUCCAAUGGUGCAUUGGGAGGUAGCUUUUGCCAUCUUUUUUUUUUGGGCCGACUGGCCAAGUAACCAUCUAUAGUCUGUGUAACUUCCUGUGCUGUAUAUGUCAACCGGGAAAUCUAAGAAGGGUAAUUUAAUGUAUGAUACUCUCAUAAUUUGAGUCGUUUCUGGUUGUCAUUGCCCAGAAAUGUGACUCAAACUUGUGUAGUUCACGGGAACUGUUUCUUAGCAUGUUAGAAUGCAUCCUGUCCUAAGAUCCUUGACCUUUGUUGAAUUUCACUCCUCUUGAUUUCAGGUUUUAUGGAGGUUUGGGACCAGCAACCUCAAGACUACGAGAAGUUCUUCUGAGGAAGGAACCAUGGUGCUGAAACUGUGGCAGAGUUUGAAGAUAAAUACGACUUACACAACAAUUGCAUAGAUAGAAAUAAAACAGCAGAUUGUGCCUAACACAUAUAAUUCCAUAUGCCCGUGCGGCAGCAGCAUGCAUUAGAGACUGUCAGUUUCUCGCUUAGAUCCAUAAAAUUUUAAACGUUGGACAUGGAAACUCUCUAAAAUUGCAUAAAAAGUUUUUAACGUUAGACAUGUAAACUCUCUAAGUAUACUGUGCGACUUACUACUGAUUUAUAUCCUUUUAGAAACAAUCCUGCCUAUAUUGUGUGCCAUUCACAUAUAGGAACCAUCAUGCGAGGUAAAUAUAAAGAUGGGAAGUUUGGUGCU